CUUCGUCGUGCCCUUACAUGUAUCCAAGGGGUCGUACAACAGGUCAAUUCUUCUAGUCAACUUGGAGUUAUGCUCAAACCGAUCUAUCCGUGUUUUUUUAAGCUGGCAAGAUGUUUACUGGAGAUUAAUUUGGAACAAAGCAAAAUUCUAAUCCAUCCUUCAAUUCGCGAAGGCCUUACGGAAAUGGUGGAAUCAGAAAAACAGCAGAUAUACUGUGGGCAUGGUUCUGUUGGUAAAACUAUUGGAAUGGUCCCUAGUACUCCGAUAGUGGCUGAUAAUGAUGUUGUCGCAGUUGAACGUCAGUACGUGCACGAUCUCAAUGAACAAGUAGUUACAAUAAUCGGAACUGCUGUGACUAAAUUCCCAAAAAUCAUCUUUACCCUGCCACUAAUCAAAGAACUGCUAAAUUGCUUGGUUUCGAACCUUGAUCUCAUUCCAGAAUUCAACCUCCGCCUUUGGAUCAAAAAAGGAUGGAAGUUAAUACUGGAAUACUGCCCUGCUGAGAAUUUUUCAACAUUGAAAAACUUUUUCGAGUGUAUUGCCGAUUCCAUGCAAAAGAGACUAGAGAAAAUGUGGGACAACAUCUCCAGCAAAUAUCACGAUUCUGAACCAACUGAGCAAGAGGUGUUCUAUGAACAUCUGACAUGUGUUGUAUCCCGGGAGUACAUUGACUUUCUACGAGUUUGCUAUCUGUCUUGCGAUAGUGACGCCGGAACAAUUCGAUUGUCACCACUCGGGCGUUGGCUUUUCGUCAGUAAGACAGGAUUAUCUUCAGUCAUAACAACAGCAUUUUCAUCGUUGAACUACCGUGACUCAUUACUAGCAGUGAAAUCUGCACCUCUAUGCAAAGCAUUGGCUGAGGCGUUAAUGGAUUACUACGAUGAUGAAGCUGGGGUGUACAUGUUAGUCUCUACGAUACGAUCGCUACAACUCCAUGGAACAGAUGAAGCAGCUGGCAGUGUGCUCACAACUUUAGUUUUCCACAUAUACUGCGCUCUGGUAUGUUGUGUCCGCAGUGCUCAUCAAGUCACUAGCAUCUAG
This is a messenger RNA of Cylicostephanus goldi, 1041 nucleotides long. The record is from the annotation of a GenBank genome assembly. NCBI's taxonomy places the organism in Eukaryota, Metazoa, Nematoda, Chromadorea, Rhabditida, Strongylidae.